This is a messenger RNA of Penicillium concentricum, 1071 nucleotides long. Its product is annotated as J domain-containing protein. NCBI's taxonomy places the organism in Eukaryota, Fungi, Ascomycota, Eurotiomycetes, Eurotiales, Aspergillaceae. Gene Ontology annotation, cellular component: endoplasmic reticulum. The transcript is spliced from 3 exons. The coding region runs from base 1 to 1071 and encodes 356 amino acids. Gene Ontology annotation, molecular function: protein-folding chaperone binding; misfolded protein binding. The record is from RefSeq and is a predicted model, not a curated record.
AUGGCAUCACUUCUACCUUUCCUCGGUUGGGCUGUUCUUCCCAAUUAUACCACAUCAUUCCUACAAAGUGUCUACUAUGGAAUCACCAUACGUGCUGGUGAACCCAAGCCACAACCUCAAACUCCACGGUUCGAGCGUCAUCGUCGCCGUAUCUUCGUCUUCGUGAUCACCAGCUACCUCCUCUACACGCUCUACGAGACCUUCUACCAGGUACAGCUUGCAGGCGAUUACUACCAAGCCCUAGGCGUGUCGCCAUUUGCCGAUGAACGCGCAAUCAAGUCACGAUUCCGCCGGCUCGCUGCUCAGUAUCACCCCGAUAAAGUCGGGGUGGAGGGCGGGUCCGAUGCCUACUUCCUGUACCUUCGACAGGCGCAGGAAACAUUGGUGGACCCGGUGAAGCGAUUUGCGUAUGAUCGGUUUGGGACAGAUAUGUUUGGAUGGGGCGAGCAGAAGACCAUGCGCGACUUCCUGAUGACCUCGUUGCUCAAGUCGGUCGUCCCUCAAUAUAUCGGCGGGUUUAUCACGACGAUUGUCCUUAACUGGCUGUGGUGGGCUAAUUGGGGCCGUUACUGGCGCUUCUACACGUUCGCUGCCAUGCUGACCCUCGAACUCGGCUUGAUUACGCACCCCCAGGCUGUGUUCAUGCCUACUACAUACCUUCCCGUCGCACUACAAGCUUGGCUGCCUACGAACUCAUUCUAUCUCCUCCCCUUCCAGAUCCUGACCCUAGCACGUCGCGCCUCCAUCAUGCUGCACAUUUUCAUCUCGCAGGCCGCACCGGCCUCCUCCAAAGUUGCCAGCAAUGGAAAAGGCGAUAAGAUACCGCCGCAGACCUUGCAGCGGAUCGGGGAGUUGAUCCAGUUGACGCGCGGCACGGAUAUCGAGGCGACGCGGAUGCUACAGAUGGGCUUAGCACCUUUCCGUGGUGACCGUGAGAGCGUGUCGACACUCCGGCGGGGCAUGAAGGAAGGGCUGAUCCUCGGCGGGGUGCGGUCCAGUCCUGAAGUGCAACGUGCCGUGGCACAGGUGGUUGAACGACGCAAGGCUGAUGGUGACAGUAAGCGUGAUUGA